UCCUUACUGCAGUCACCGUCAAAGCAGCAGCAACCUACAAAUCUGCAAGGGAACGGGGAUCGCUGCUUUUUUCACCUCUCCCCCAUCCAGCUUUCCAUAGACAUACACUCAGAAAUCAGUUUUCAUGUUUUUCUUUGCCAAGACAUAAGCGAUAGGAAUACGACACCUUUCUUUUAAUUAAGAAAACAAAGGCGCCUCGUCAGUUUUUUUCCGUCUCGCCGUCUUGUCUUAUUUAUUUUACUAAUUGCGGAAGCUGACGUUAUUAAACCAGGCUUUGUGGUCUCUAGUCUACCAGAACAUAUAUUUUGGAGUAUACAUGUUUAAGGGAUGGAAGCUGCAAAUCCUUCAUUUGGAUGUAAAAGGCUCUUCACUGUGAUUGUUCUCGUUGAAGCGGAGAUUCCCUGAUUUCUUUACUCUUUGCCACACUACGAGUUUAUCCCUAUAGAGGGCUUUGAAUCUUUUACUUCAGUUUGUCUAGGAUGUCUGGUAGGAAAACGGUUGACGAUAUUCUAUAUGGCCAAAUAUGAUCUUCCUUGAAUUUUAACUUCGUAAACUAUGUCAGUUAUUAAUGUUUAUAAAUAAGUGGACGUGUUUGUUUUACUUGCAUCGUUAAAAUAUCGGCUGAGGCAUUUUAGUAAAUUGGGCAACUGUUGCUUUUUGCUUGUUUAACUGAUAACGCCUCUCCACAAGUUGCGCUGUUUAGGUCGUGAGCGACUCCCGACCUCACGACACUGAGCGUGGGCUACAGUUUCACGCACUGGGGCAGGCAUCUGAUAUCAAAUGGGAAAUACAAUAGAUCCAGCGCAGCAUCAACAGAAUUACGCCUGUGGUUUUCCCGCUGUAAUUUAGAUUUAGUUUGUGUGAGUGCACAAAAAACCCGUAGAUUUUUUUAAAGGAUUAAUCACAUUUAGGCAUAUAAUGUCGUAUACUAUAAUUUCAGAGAACGAUCUGGAUAGCCUUCAGGACUUAUGAGUAUGUACAGGAGGGUGUGAACUUGCCUGCCCCCCGACAACACUUAUUUCAUCUGCUUCAAUAUUUUAUUACGGGCUGUCGUGAUGAUGGAUCUGAAAGUGGAGUCAGAAGAAGCGGACUGUAGCCAGCCACCCCCGAUCGACGUUUUUGCGAACAGGUCAACGUUGCACGGCAUCUCCCACAUCUUCACUUACGAGCGGAUCGGCAUUAGACGCUGCUUGUGGGCCGUGUUUUUCCUGGGAUCACUGGCUUUCCUAGUGUGCGUCUGUGCGGACCGCAUACGCUUCUAUCUCGAGUACCCGCAUGUCACCAAACUGGACGAAGUGACGGCGCCGGUUAUGGUGUUCCCCGCUGUCACCUUCUGUAACCUGAACUCCUUUCGCUUCAGCCGCGUCACACGCAACGACAUUUAUCAUGCCGGGGAGUUCCUGGAACUGCUGAACAAUAGGUAUGAGAUUCGGGAUACACACCUGGUGGAGGACAACAUACUGGAGACGCUGAAGGUCAAGGCUGAUUUCUUCAACUUCAAGCCCCGUCCAUUCAACAUGCGCGAGUUCUAUGAUCGCACAGGGCACGACAUCAAGGACAUGCUCUUGUCCUGCCGCUAUCGUGGAGCUAAGUGCAGCACCGAAGACUUCAAAGUGGUCUUCACGCGUUAUGGGAAGUGCUACACUUUCAAUUCAGGACAAGGACUUCCUCGGCUGCUGUCUGUUAAGGGUGGCAUUGGCAAUGGACUGGAGGUGAUGCUGGAUAUACAACAAGACGAGUACCUCCCAGUAUGGGGAGAGACUGUUGAGACUUCAUUUGAAGCUGGAAUCAAAGUACAGAUCCACAGUCAGGAUGAGCCGCCCUUUAUCGACCAGCUGGGCUUUGGGGUGGCACCUGGAUUUCAGACUUUUGUUUCCUGCCAGGAACAGCGGCUGGUGUAUCUUCCUCCACCCUGGGGUGACUGCAAGACAACGCCCAUGAAUUCAGACUUUUUUGACACAUACAGUAUCUCAGCCUGUCGCAUUGACUGCGAGACCCGGUACUUGGUAGAGAAUUGCAACUGUCGCAUGGUGCACAUGCCAGGCGACGCCCCCUACUGCAGCCCAGAGCUGUACAGGGAGUGUGCUGACCCAGCUCUAGACUUCCUGUUAGAAAGGGACAAUGACUACUGUGUAUGUGAGACACCGUGCAACACAACACGCUACAGUAAGGAGCUGUCAUUUGUGAAGAUCCCCAGCAAGGCCUCUGCCAAGUACCUGGCUAAGAAGUUUAACAGGUCACAGCAAUAUAUUGCUGAUAAUAUGCUGGUGCUGGAUAUCUUCUUUGAAGCCUUGAACUAUGAGACCAUAGAACAGAAGAAAGCCUAUGAAGUAGCAGGACUGCUAGGUGACAUUGGCGGACAGAUGGGCCUGUUUAUAGGUGCCAGCAUUCUUACUAUUUUGGAGCUGUUCGACUAUCUGUAUGAGGUGGUAAAGCACAAGCUGUGCUUCCACUCCCAGAAGAAGCAAGAGCAGAGCAGCGACAGUGAACGGGGGGCGGUGCUGAGCCUGGAUGAUGUAAAGCGUCAUGUUAGUAACUAUCACUGAGUAUAUGAUAAUUACUGCUGCUGACUACUGAAGUCUUGGGGGGUGGUAUGUUGCAAACUAUUUAAUUCCAUACUUUGCUGCUUCCAUGAAUGUGUUUUAAGAAUUUGCAGCAUUAGCACUUGAGUAUGCAGAGUAAAGUACAUACUGGAAUACACAGAUGCUUACUUGGAUGCCAUUCCACUGAUGCAUGUUUCUCUCAGAACACUUUGGUGGAGUAUGCUUACUAAUGUAAAUAUCUAUCAAAUCUCUGUGUAGGUACAAAGUGUAUACUAAGCAAUUAUGUACUCUGGAAGAGAUCCAGAAAGACAAGAGUAUGGAAUGGAGAGAGAGACAGAUUUAUGUAGUGAAUCUGUGUGAGAACAGAUAAAAAAUAAUUAGUUGGGCCCAAAACAAUCUGCAUAAAUAUUUGCAUACAUAUACUAUGAUUAUGUUGUUCUUGUCCCUUGACUAUGUUUAUUUACAAAUAUUACAUAAAAUGUGUGCAUUCGAAAAGAGCAUCAGUGUUUAAUAUGUAAAUCAAUAUACAUGUCAUUUGGUUAUGUUUUAUCUGAAAGAUUUUGUGUCCAGCUCUUCCCAUUUUACAUUAGUGUAACUACACAAAAUGAAAUAUAUAUAUAUAUAUAUAAACUUGAAUGUUAAAAUUUUACAAAUAAUUAUUUUAUAAUAGUUUCUACUUAUUUUGACUGAAUUCAGCCGGAUAGUUUUUGUUAAAAUUUUUAAGGAAAAAUCAGCAUGUCAGUGAAAAGAGACAAUGUAUACCAUCUCAAAGUUUUCCGUGUAAUGAUACAAAAACAUGCGGGCACCACCUGUGUAUUUCUGUGCAGAAAUAGCAUGCUGUACACAACUAAUGGAUUAUUACUUUUAUGACGAUUAAAUUACUUUAGAGAACCAAUAUAAAUCAUAUAGAAAACAUUAAUAGCGCUUAGUGGAAAACUGAAUAACAGUCAAGAAACAGUGGAUGCCAACUUAGUAUUAUCAGAAAACACAUUGGUGUUACUUUGUUGAACCAAAUAUCUUGAAGCAUAUGAUGAAUGAUACAUAAUAAAAAGGAAAUGCUGUCACACUUUGCAUUGGGUUGCAGUUACUAGCUGCAGUUACUUAAGUUUAAAUUGCCUUUGAGUUUAAAUUGGACUUUUUUGCAUAAUAUGUAUGUAUUAAUGUUGGUUGUAUUAAUAACUAUAUCAGCCUAUCUAAAUGGCAAUGUUUACCUGGAUUAGCAGAAUAAAAAGUGCCAUUCAGCCGCGAGACCUCCACAUGGGAGUCACAUAUGUAUUAUAUAUUUAGCUCAUUUUUAUUUCUUGGAGGGUUCUCCACACAAAUGAUUAAGUUAUAGUUGCCUUUUUGACACACACUGUAUGAUUUUUCACAUUUUUGUCAAAUGUCAUUUUCAGUACAGAUUUUGAUGUAUUAUGUAAUAUGGAUUGUGCAUUAUCCUCCAUAAAGAUGCUUGCUUAUAUAAUAUUGUUAUUAAUAAUAAACUACAAAGUCCUUGUCUCA
Paramormyrops kingsleyae is the source of this 4043-nucleotide messenger RNA. Its product is annotated as acid-sensing ion channel 1-like. The record is from RefSeq and is a predicted model, not a curated record. Gene Ontology annotation, biological process: sodium ion transmembrane transport. NCBI's taxonomy places the organism in Eukaryota, Metazoa, Chordata, Actinopteri, Osteoglossiformes, Mormyridae. Gene Ontology annotation, molecular function: ligand-gated sodium channel activity. Gene Ontology annotation, cellular component: plasma membrane.